Molecule: messenger RNA, 3362 nt
Organism: Passer domesticus (house sparrow)
Lineage: Eukaryota; Metazoa; Chordata; Aves; Passeriformes; Passeridae
Gene: HHIPL1
Product: HHIP like 1
Exons: 9
Coding region: 31-2421 (796 amino acids)
Cellular component (GO): membrane
Source: RefSeq, a predicted model, not a curated record
CCGGCCGGCCGGCGGUGCCCGGGCAGAGCCAUGAGGGGCCCGCGGGCGGCCCUGGCGCUGCUGCUGGCGGCGGCGCUGGCCCCGCGGCCCGCCCGGCCGCACCCGCAGUGCCUGGACUUCAAGCCGCCGUUCCGGCCGCCGCGGGGCCUCGCCUUCUGCCGCCGCUACGCCGAGUUCGGCUGCUGCGACCCGAGCCGCGACCGCGCCCUGCUGCAGCGCUUCUACCGCCUCAGCGCCGGCCUCGACGAGCGCAGCUACGCCGCCUGCUCCGGGCACCUGCAGGAGCUGCUCUGCCAGGAAUGCUCUCCAUAUGCAGCUCACUUGUACGACGCUGAAGAUCCCUCCACCCCCGUGCGGACGAUACCAGGACUAUGCCAGGACUACUGCACGCAGGUGUGGCGCAGCUGCCGCUCCAUUUUCCGCACUCUUUCCGCAGACCCGGAGCUAAUUGCACUGGAAAACAACAUGGCAAAGCUCUGCCGCUACCUGUCCCUGGAGGACACCGACUACUGCUUCCCACACCUGCUGGCCAACCAGAACCUGAACCAGAACCUGGGGCUGGUGACCGCUGACGCGGAGGGCUGCCUGCAGCUCUGCCUGGCGGAGGUGGCCAACGGGCUGCGCAAUCCCGUGGCCAUGGUGCACGCCAACGACGGCACGCACAGGUUCUUCAUCGCCGAGCAGGUCGGCCUGGUGUGGACCUACCUCCCCGACGGAUCCAGGCUCGAAAAGCCAUUUCUGAACAUCAGCGAAGCUGUGCUUACCUCGCCUUGGGAAGGAGAUGAGAGAGGGUUUCUGUGUAUUGUCUUCCAUCCUAAAUUCAAAUUUAAUGGUAAAGUGUACGUCUACUACUCAGUUGAAGUUCGUUAUGAAGAGAGAAUCCGAAUCAGUGAGUUCAGAAUUUCUCCUACUGACAUGAAUGCCUUGGACCAUGGUUCUGAAAGGAUAAUCCUUGAAAUAGAAGAACCUGCUUCCAACCAUAAUGGAGGAGAGCUGCUCUUUGGAGAUGACGAGUAUCUCUAUAUUUUCACUGGAGAUGGAGGCAUGGCUGGGGAUCCUUUUGGCACCUUUGGAAAUGCCCAGAACAAAUCAGCCCUGCUGGGCAAGGUGCUGCGGAUCGAUGUGAACAACAACGACCGCGGGCCGCUGUACCGCAUCCCGCCCGACAACCCCUUCGUCGGCGACCCCGCCGCUCGCCCCGAGGUCUACGCCUACGGAGUGAGGAACAUGUGGCGCUGCUCCUUCGACAGGGGGGACCCUCGCACCAAGGCAGGGAAGGGGCGGCUCUUCUGUGGAGAUGUGGGGCAGAAUAAAUACGAAGAAGUCGACAUCGUCGAGAAAGGGAAAAAUUACGGCUGGAGGGCAAGGGAAGGGUUCAGCUGUUAUGAUAAGAAACUUUGCACCAAUUCUUCCUUGGAUGACGUGCUUCCAAUUUACGCAUAUCCACACAAAAUGGGGAAAUCCGUUACAGGAGGCUACGUCUAUCGAGGCUGUGAGUCUCCAAACCUGAACGGCCUGUACAUAUUUGGUGAUUUUAUGAGUGGACGCCUGAUGUCUUUGAAGGAGGAUCAUGCUACUGGAGAGUGGAAGUACAGUGAAAUCUGCAUGGGGACAGGACAAACAUGCAUGUUCCCUGGGCUUAUCAAUAACUACUAUCAAUACAUCAUCUCCUUUGCUGAAGAUGAAGCAGGGGAAUUGUACUUCCUAUCUACUGGUGUACCAAGUGCCACAGCUCCCAAUGGAGUGGUGUACAAAGUGGUGGACACUUCCAGGACAGCACCACCAGGAAAAUGCCAAGUUGAGCCAUCGCCAGUGAAAGUCAAAAGCAAGCGCAUCCCGUUUGUGCCAAAGGAGAAGUUCAUCAUGAAAGCACCACCACCACAUCCCGGGCUGAAGACCACGACGGAGCCCCCGUGGCGAGGCGCCCCCGACCCCCGAACCCCGGCGCUCCCCGGGCCCCGGGUGAGGACGGGCAGCACCGCAGCGCCCCGGGGCAGAGCCCCCCGGCCCGGGACGGGCACGGAGGAGAGGGGACAGCGCAGGAAGAAGAAGAAGAAGCAGCAGCAGCGCCCCGGCAAUGGCGCCGUGCGGCUGAUGCGGCAGGGCCGGCGCGGCCGCGGCCGCGGCACGGUGGAGGUUUUCAUCGACGGCAGCUGGGGCACGGUGUGCGACGACGGCUGGAGCUUGCCCGCCGCCGCCGUGGUGUGCCGCCAGCUCGGCUUCCCCUCCGCGGAGCGGGCCGCCAAGAAGGCGGAGUUCGGGGAAGGGAGCUCCCUGCGCAUCCUGCUGGAUGAUGUGCAGUGCUCCGGGCAGGAGAGGACGCUGCUGGAGUGCUCGCACGCCGGGGUGGGCACGCACAACUGCGCGCACGAGGAGGAUGCUGGCGUGGUGUGCAGCCGGCAGGAGGUGACAGACCGGUGACAAGGGCCCGGGGAGGCAGCUGAGGGACUUGGAGACAUCCCUCCUUUGCCCAACCCUCCAAACCAGCUGCAGUAUUGAGGAGGGUGUGCCCUGCCCUGCUGCAUCAGAUCAAAGUAAUCUCAUGUUUUCUUCAUGUUCAUCCCCAUGCAUUUGCCUCAGAGGGGAAAAAAAAAAAAAAAGAAAAAUGAAGCACUGAAUUGAAUAUGUUGUGGGCAGGGGCCGCAUUUCUAUGGGGUUUUUUUGUAGGAAAAAACCUCCAAGCAUCAGCCUUUAUAGAUCUGAAAAGAGAUGCAUCCUGUUGCCCUUUCCCAUUUCAAAAUACAGCAUUCUUCAGCUGUGCAUCACAAUGUUUUGCCAAAAAAUAAAUUCCCGAGUGACCGUGUUUCACUCUUAUGGAAGCAUUUGCAUAGUUUGCCUUGCUUUGCCAUGUGCAGCUCUAAGCUGAGGUUUCUAAGGAUGUGCCUUUCUAAAUAUGUGCCUUUCUUUGCAAAUUACAAAAUUAUUUAUAUUUUUUUUUAAGCUUCCACUCACUAGUUUAAAGGAAAAUUAUUUUUCUGUAAUGCUUUUUAUUGGUGUAAACCUAUUGGUCAUCAAGGAUAAGCAAAAUCAGGUGAUUUAGAAGAACUCCUAGUGUACUGCAUGGAAAAUAUUUCUGCAGUUUAUAUUAGCCUAAGUGAAAAGAAAAUCUAACCCCUUUUACAUGAACAGGAUUGAAAAUCUGUCCCUUUUUAGAUGCACAGGAUCAUUAUCCAGUUUAGCUCUGAAGACACUGUUGUACAUGUUUUUCCACUUUCCCAAACUUUAUGAAGGCACAUGUUUUUCCAUUCAGUUUUUCACAGGUGUGAAUGGUUAGACAAGAGGUAAUGCACUGAGGCAAUAUUUAAUAAAUAAUAAUAUUUAGCCCUUUUUAGAGGAUAUUAAAAAAAAGCAAACAAAAGCAA